Messenger RNA from Micropterus dolomieu (smallmouth bass), 93 nucleotides. RefSeq names its product nuclear transcription factor Y subunit beta-like. The transcript is spliced from 2 exons. The record is from RefSeq and is a predicted model, not a curated record. The annotation marks the transcript as partial. Lineage: Eukaryota; Metazoa; Chordata; Actinopteri; Centrarchiformes; Centrarchidae.
CAGCAGCAACAACACCUGCAACAACAGCUGCAACAACACCUGCAACAACAGCAGCAGCAACAACACCUGCAACAACACCUGCAACAGCAGCAA